GGUUGGUCUGCAGGCAAGAACAUCUCAACAGAAGAUUAUUAAAAUGAAAAAUACCAUAGUUUUUUUAACGUGGGUCACUGUGGUCCUACUAACUACAAUCACAGACAACAGUGCUGCAAAUUUAACAGCUACAUCUAAUGAUCCCUGCAACAAUUACACGUCUCUGGAUCAACCCUGGAGAGCCACUAAUGCAACUGGACUGUGGAUCUGUGACAGAUUCUUCAACUGGAAUGGCUGGUAUCGGCUGCUGUAUAAUGAGAUGAGUGUCCGUAUGCCAGAGAGCUGUGUUAAUCAGUCCAGAUGUGGUACUGAUAUUGCUCUGUGGCUGAAUGGAUCUCACCCUCAGAUAGAGGAUGGAAUAGUCACUCGUGGGGUCUGUGGGAGUUCAGGAAGUGACUGCUGUUACUACAGAUCCACCCCUAUUCGAGUCAAAGCAUGUCCAGGAAACUAUUACGUCUAUGAGUUCGUCAGGCCUGACUCCUGUGUUGCUGCUUACUGUGCAGAUGUGAACACCAUUACUCCGAACACUGCCCCGACGAAUGUGACCAGUGUUGCUGCAUCAAAUAUAAACACUACAGACACUGCAAACAACAUGACUUUUGACCCCUGCAGUCUCUACAGUGUUCUUGAUAAUAAUUGGAGAAGAACAGAUAGUGGGUUCUACCAUGGUAGCUUUGAUGACACUCUUCUUGAAUGGAGUGGCUGGUAUCGUCUGUAUCUUCAGGGUCAAAGUGCUCAGAUUCCUGAAUCUAACUGGUGCUGGAGUUUUGUGACCUGUGGUGGUUACACUGCACUUUUACUUGGCGGAUCUCAUCCUCAACCACAGGACGGCAUCGUCACCAGAGAAAUCUUUGGAACAUACGUUUCCUCAGUUGAUAGUAGACAAUGUAAUUCCUACAGAUCAAACCCAAUCCAAGUCAAAGCCUGCCCAGGAAAUUACUACGUUUACAGACUCGUCAAGCCAGCGGUAUUACUUCCAAUACCUACAUACUGUGCAGAGACAUCAAGAUCAUUUGGGCAUGCAGCUUCUGAGGAAACAUCAAAACCUACAACUGUAAAUUUGCCAGACGCUUCAACAAGAGAUAUGCAAGUAAUAUUAACAGACAAGAAAACAACUGUGACUGCAUACUCAGACGACUCUGUAACUACAAUGGAGCCAGUAACUCCAACACAGUUACUUAAUGAACAAACUUCUACCACAGCAGGGCAACUGCCCACUUCUACAACAACAUCUACUUUGACCCAAACCUCAUUCACGUCAACUGAACCAACAUCUGUGAGACAGGAUACACUUGAUUUUCCAACUACUGUAGUUUCUACCACUGGUCAACUUAGUCAGUCUGCCACAGCUACAGCUGACUAUACCACCGAUACUAGUUCAGCACCAGCAUCACCUACCAGAAGUCAGGCUCUUUCAUCUGCUACUGAACCAGAAAUAUUCAUGCCUACAACAACAUCUACUUUGACCCAAACCUCAUUCAUGUCAACUGAACCAACAUCUUUUUUAGUUCCCUUCCAGCAGAUCACCCUUAAAACGUCUGAAUACCCCGUGCUGUACACUUUGCAGGGAACUACGGGGGUGAUUGAAAAGCACCUAUAG
Messenger RNA from Colossoma macropomum (tambaqui), 1600 nucleotides. RefSeq names its product uromodulin-like. The record is from RefSeq and is a predicted model, not a curated record. NCBI's taxonomy places the organism in Eukaryota, Metazoa, Chordata, Actinopteri, Characiformes, Serrasalmidae. The transcript has 7 exons. The coding region runs from base 44 to 1600 and encodes 518 amino acids.